Molecule: messenger RNA, 1928 nt
Organism: Paramecium primaurelia
Lineage: Eukaryota; Ciliophora; Oligohymenophorea; Peniculida; Parameciidae
Source: the annotation of a GenBank genome assembly
AUGAAUAAAUCAAAAAGUCCUAAUUAAAGAGAUGUUCCAAAUGAUAAUAGUAAAGUUAGAAUUGCAGUUCGAGUUAGGCCCACUUUAAAUAGUGAAAGCGAAGAAGACUUUGUAUAGUUGAUUGAUGACAAUACAAUAAAAGUGACUAGAAUUGGGAAUACUCUUAGAAUGAAAUUCAGUGACAUACUUCCUAAAACAGCUAAUCAACAAGAUGUAUAAAGAUUAGUUUCUGAAUCUAUAAAAUCGUUCUUAUAAGGAAUAAAUAAUACGAUUUUUGCUUAUGGAUAAACAGGAGCUGGUAAAACUUAUACGAUAAUGGGUGGAUUGCCUGAAAAUGUAGCUAAUGUUUCCACUGAGAAAUUUCAUUAAGUUAUUAGAUGCAAUGAAAGAGGAAUUCUACCAAGAGCAGUUCAAUCAAUCAUUUCUCAAUUAUAAACUUAGAUAGAAGAUGAUUAAUGUAGACUUUACUUAUCUUUCUAUGAAAUUUACAAUGAAAAAGUAUAUAGAUAAAAUAACUUAAUAGAUUUUUGAUCUUUUCAAUCUAAAAUCUCAAGGAUUAGAUAUUCGCGAAAAUAAAAAUGGUGAUGUAAACAUUCCAGAUCUAUCCCAAAUUAGAAUUAUGGAUAUAGAUACUGCUUAUGAAUAUCUUAUUUUAGGAUUACGAAAUAGAGUUGUUGGAUGCAGUCAUGCAAAUUCAAAGAGUUCAAGAUCUCAUUGUUGUUUUUAGAUGACACUUCAAUAAGUUACAGUUAUUAAUGGAGAACCUGUAUUAUAAGAGUCUUCUCUUAAAAUUGUUGAUUUAGCUGGAUCAGAGAAAUUUAAAAUUCCAACUGAUUUGACUCCUGAAGAAAAAGAACUCCACAUUUAAGAAUUGACUUCAAUCAAUGGUAGUCUAUCUUGUUUAGGACAUUGCAUAUCUGCUCUAAUUGAUAGAAAUAGAACACAUAUACCAUUUAGAAAUUCUAAAUUGACUAGAGUUCUAAGUGAUUCAUUAAGUGGUAGUGGCAAAAUCUUAUUUAUUGUUUGUGUUUCACCUUCUAUAUCUUCAAGUGCUGAGACUUUCUCUACAUUAUAAUUUGCUAAUAGAGCUAAGAGAGCUGUAUUAGAUGGUAGAAAUAUCUAAUAGCCAAAAACAAAUAAACCAAAAGGUGUAUCAAUGGAGGAGUAUUAAGAAUUAUUAAAACAAUAUUAAAAGGAGAAAUAAAUGAGGGAGGAACUUGAAAGUAUUGUUCAAAAGAGAAAUCAAGGAGAAUUAUUAUAAUAGAUAUCAAAAUUAAAAUAAUAAAAUUAAGAACUUUAAGAGUAACUUUAUUAAAUACAAUAAUAAUAAUAAUAAUAAUAAUAAUAAUAAUAAUCUAUAAAUAUCCAUUCAUAAUAAUAAUAUUCUCCUUUAUUUUCAGAUAAUAAAAAAUCUAUUGCUAUUAAUUCAAAUGACAAAAAAGUUAGAUUUGCUGAUGAUUUUUUAACUGUUCAUAUUAAUAAUAUGGAUAGAGAAGAAAGUUAAGUUUUUGAAAAUCUUGCUAUAUUUUAAGAAUUAAAAUAAUUAGAAAAUAAAGAUAAAAAAAAAAUAAUUGUAUUUUAUUUAUAAUUUAUAAAUAGAAUUUUGAAGAAAAAUUUAAAAGCUAUUUUGGAUAAUCAGAAUAUUAAACUAAUGAUUUAGCUUAAUUUAAUACAGGAAAAUAAUUUGGUAAUUAAUAAUUUAAACAUUAUAGAUUCUAUCAUCAGAAAAGUGAAUGAUAAAUAAAAUAAUAUUUCAAAUAUAGUUUAAGAUCUUAAAAAAGAAAUGUCUAAGGCUGUGAAUUAAUUAGAAUAGUUAUAAAGUAUUAAUUAUUUUAUUAUAAUAGAGGAAGACAGGGAACUGAAGAGUACUGACUCAUGUAAAGAAAAGUAAGUUUAUUUGUGUUAUUUUUAGUUUCAUUUAAUACUGA